Molecule: messenger RNA, 1005 nt
Organism: Ambispora leptoticha
Lineage: Eukaryota; Fungi; Glomeromycota; Glomeromycetes; Archaeosporales; Ambisporaceae
Source: the annotation of a GenBank genome assembly
AUGAAAUGCUCAGCUUGUCAAGUCGAUAAGUUAACAAAUGAAUUUCCACCAACUAGAGUCACCGAUAAAUGCGAGCAUAUUUCCAAUUUAUGCUUGCGGUGUCUUAUCGCUAAAGUCGAGAAACAAUCCCCCUCAACAAAGUCUCGUUGUGUGGAAUGUGAUUCUCCCAUGAAUGAUAAGGAAAAAGAAUUUAUUAUAACGAGUUGGAAGACUGCCACAUUUAAACUUGAUCAUGAAAUUGAUCAUUUAUCGCAAAAUCUUCAUAAUAAGAUUGACGGGGAAAAUAUACCAAAGAAUGGACACCUGUAUGUGGUGCUCUUGAAUGGACAUAAACUUAAAUUGGAUCUGGCAAAAGUUCCAACUGUUCUCGCAUUAAAAAAACAAAUUCAUUUGGAACUUGGUGAUUAUCAAAGCAAAUUAUCAAGUUAUGGUAUUCGUAAUGAUAGUCAUGUACAACUUAUUGUUGUUUUGUAUUCCAUUAGCGAAGCCGAGUCCAUUCAAUCUUUAGUAUUUGAUCUUAAUUGGGGUUUUCCUGCUAGUGGUCAAGACUACCUUGAUGGUACUUGUAUGGUCUAUGGUGGGGUCGAACUUCUCAAGAUUUUUGAUUACGGACAUGUAAAUCAUCAAGAUUUUCCAGAUAUGAAACAUUCCGGUGAUGUGAUCGAUUCCGCGAAUCAAAGAGGAAGUCACCAAAUUACCGCGAAACUCGACAAGCUUCCUGGAAAUGUCACCCAUCUUUACUUUAUUCUAAGUGCAUGGAACUGCGACACCAUUGGCAAGUUCAAAACACCUAUGUUUAAAAUGUGUGACGAAUCGCGUCCGGAUAAACAAUUAUGUGAUUACACUCUUAAGGAUGCGGCUAAUUCUCAAGCAGUAAUAAUGUGUUAUGUAAGGCGUGCAGAGGAUGGUACAUGGCAGGUAAUCCAAGUUGGCAGACUAUCACGUGGCAAUGCUAAAAAUUACCAACCUAUUCGAGAUACUAUUAGGGAUUUAGGAAUCAUGUGA